This is a messenger RNA of Paramuricea clavata, 585 nucleotides long. The record is from the annotation of a GenBank genome assembly. NCBI's taxonomy places the organism in Eukaryota, Metazoa, Cnidaria, Anthozoa, Malacalcyonacea, Plexauridae.
AUGCUCGACAACUUUAACCAGUUUGCUACCACCAAGUCGUCCAAGUGUGGUGUUGACGAAAUGACCCACUAUGUUAAACCGACGCUCCAAAAGAAACCAAAGCAUAUUAUCCUGCACAUAGGUACCAAUGACCUGCAAACGAAAUCGCCAGAUGCGUUAAUUAAAGCUGUAACAAAACUUGGAGAGGCCAUAACGCAAGAAAUAAGUGGUAUUGAACUUACGCUGUCGGAAGUCAUCACAAGAACCGACGAUUUGCAACUUGCUGAUAAGGUAAACAUUUACAAUAAUAAAUUAGACAAUCUAUGUACUGAACGCAAUUGGGGAUUUAUUACACAUAAAAGUAUCACUAAGACUAAUUUAAAUAGCUAUGGUUUGCACUUAAACCAAAGAGGAACAACUGCAUUGUCAAGAAACAUAAAACAGUUUUUAAACUAGGGAUCCAAGGAUAGUGUGAAGUUUCAAAUUGAAAAAGUCACUGCAAGAGCUGUAUUAUUUACAGUUACAUAAUUUAUUUACAGUAUUUCAGCAUCACUUUCGGAGCGACAGGCUUGCGUUGCAGAUCGGAAGAACAAUUGCCUCGUGUGA